CAUAAUGAUUUGCCUCCUUUCUCCUGCUGAUCACUUAGAGAAGACAUUUCAGGCUGCUCAGUUAGUGUGUGCACGUUUGCUGUUAAAUAAAGUAGAAAGUCUUGUGUGUAAGCUGCUGACUGGGUCAACAGAGUCUGAGGAGACAUGGAAGCUGUGAUCGGACUGUUGCUGAUGAUACUGGGAGUCUCUCAUGGUGUGGAAACCUCCUGUGAUGGCAGACAGGAUGGAGCUCAGUGUUAUGGAGCUUUGGGAGGAACUGUGGUCCUCCGGCUGAUGGACAGCGCCUCAGAAAUAUUUAGAUACAAAUGGUCAACCAAAACAACAACAAUACUCAGUGGGAGAAAGAAUCUGAUUGUGUCUAAUGUGAUAGAAAACAGAUCAUCAUUUACUCCCAGUGAUGGAACAUUUAGGAUCAAUAACGUGAGCUGGAAUGAUGAAGGAGAAUAUAAACUUACAAUCUAUGAUUCAAAUGGACUGAUAUCAGAGCAGCAGACUCUACAGUUGACCAUUCAAGGUGAGGAAACCUCCUGUGAUGGCAGACAGGAUGGAGCUCAGUGUUAUGGAGCUUUGGGAGGAACUGUGGUCCUCCAGCUGAUGGACAGCGCCUCAGAAAUAUUUAGAUACCAAUGGUCAACCAAAACAACAACAAUACUCAUUGGGAGAAAGAAUCAGAUUGUGUCUAACGAGAUCAAAAACCGAUCCUUCUUUACUCCCAGUGAUGGAACAUUUAGGAUCAAUGACCUGAGCUGGAGUGAUGGUGGGGAAUAUACUCUGAUAACCUUUGAUUCAGAUGGACGAAUCACUGAGCAGAAGACUCUACAGUUGACCAUUCAAGGUGAGGAAACCUCCUGUGAUGGCAGACAGGAUGGAGCUCAGUGUUAUGGAGCUUUGGGAGGAACUGUGGUCCUCCGGCUGAUGGACAGCGCCUCAGAAACAUCUAGAUACCUAUGGUCAAACAAAACAGCAACAAUACUCAAUGGAAGAAAAAAUACGAUUAUUUUUAAUGAGAUAGGAAACAGAUCAUCAUUUACUCCCAGUGAUGGAACAUUUAGGAUCAAUAACCUGAGCUGGAGUGAUGGUGGGGAAUAUAAACUUAAAACCUUCAAUUCAGAUGGACAUCCGUUAAAGCAGCAGACUCUACAGCUGACCAUUCAAGCUCCUGUGUCCUCUGUCCUGCUGGUCUCUGAGUGUCUGUCCCAGGGAGAGAUGAGGGUGUCCUGCUCCUCUAAGGGAGGGGACAGUCCUCAGUACAGCUGGACUCUGUAUGGACGCACACUGACAGACGCUGAGCUCCUCUCUGGAAACACUGAGACCACCAACAUCACUCUGAAACAACACGUCUCAGGAGAACUGGUCUGCUCAGUCAGGAAUAAAGUCAGUAGUGUCUCAACAGAAAUGAAGGUGACUAACUGUGGUGUGGAAACCUCCUGUGAUGGCAGACAGGAUGGAGCUCAGUGUUAUGGAGCUUUGGGAGGAGGAACACUGGUCCUCCGGCUGAUGGACAGCGCCUCAGAAAUAUUUCACUACCGAUGGGCAACCAAAACAACAACAAUACUCUAUGGGGUAAAGGAUUGGAUUGUGACAAAUGUGAUAAAAAACAGAUCAUCAUUUACUCCCAGUGAUGGGACAUUAAGGAUCAAUAACCUGAGCUGGAGUGAUGGUGGGGAAUAUAAACUUUCAACCUACGAUUCAAAUGGACAGCUAUCAGAGGAGCGGACUCUACAGUUAACCAUUCAAGCUCCUGUGUCCUCUGUCCUGCUGGUCUCUGAGUGUCUGUCCCAGGGAGAGAUGAGGGUGUCCUGCUCCUCUGAGGGAGGGGACAGUCCUCAGUACAGCUGGACUCUGGAUGGACACACACUGACAGAUGCUGAGCUCCUCUCUGGAAGCACUGAGACCACCAACAUCACUCUGAAACAACACGUCUCAGGACAACUGCUCUGCUCAGUCAGGAAUAAAGUCAGCAGUGUCUCAAAAGAAAUGAAGAUGACUAACUGUGGCUUCAUAUUUAUUAACUGCACCUUACCCAAUGGGACACACAUAUCACAGUGGGUGUUUGCAGCCAAUAACACCCUGUGUAUUGAGCCAACAACAGCUCCUACCACGACCACAGAAACUGUAGGUGUGGAAACCUCCUGUGAUGGCAGACAGGAUGGAGCUCAGUGUUAUGGAGCUUUGGGAGGAACUGUGGUCCUCCGGCUGAUGGACAGCGCCUCAGAAAUAUUUAGCUACCGAUUGUCAACCAAAACAACAACAAUACUCAAUGGGAGAAAGAAUCUGAUUGUGUCUAAUAUGAUAGAAAACAGAUCAUCAUUUACUCCCAGUGAUGGAACAUUUAGGGUCAGUAAGCUGAGCAGGAGUGAUGAAGGAGAAUAUACUCUUGAAAUCUAUGAUUCAAAUGGGCGGAUAUCAGCGCGGCGGACUCUACAGUUGAGCAUUCAAGCUCCUGUGUCCUCUGUCCUGCUGGUCUCUGAGUGUCUGUCCCAGGGAGAGAUGAGGGUGUCCUGCUCCUCUGAGGGAGGGGACAGUCCUCAGUACAGCUGGACUCUGGAUGGACACACACUGACAGACGCUGAGCUCCUCUCUGGAAACACUGAGACCACCAACAUCACUCUGAAACAACACGUCUCAGGACAACUGGUCUGCUCAGUCAGGAAUAAAGUCAGCAGUGUCUCAAAAGAAAUGAAGAUGACUAACUGUGGCUUCAUAUUCAUUAACUGCACCUUACCCAAUGGGACGCACAUAUCACAGUGGGUGUUUGCAGCCAAUAACACCCUGUGUAUUGAGCCAACAACAGCUCCUACCACGACCGCAGCAACAUCCACUGUGGGUAAGGAGACUGUCAGCAUACUUAACCCCAGCACUAAUAUCACAUCCUCCAAUCAAACUGUGACUCCCCCCAGCAAUGAUGGCCCAUGGUAUAACAACUUGCCGGUAAUGGCCGGGGUACUCUCUGCACUGGUGCUGCUGUUACUGAUCGGCGUGGCUGUCAUCUGUUCUCAGAGGAAAAAGAAAAACAGCAAACCUAAAGAAGAAGACGACCAGGAGUUGACCUACGCUGAUGUCAGGAUCGUGCAGCGGCAGGGGAUGCAGAUGCAGCAAAGGCAGGAGACACAGGUGGAGUACGGCGAGGUCAAGUUCUCAGAACGACCUCGGCAGCCCGUAGAGCCAGCGGGAGAUGACUGUGUGUACGCCAAGGUCCGUAAAGCCAGGUGAUUCAGGGUGUUCUCACAAAGACUUCACCGCACCACUGAAGAUGGAGGAGGUGUUUGUCCAGAGGCCAAAUACUGUAGUUGUUCAUCUUAAUUUAAUGUAAUGUUUAAUAGCAAAAAAUGUAAAUAGAUAUUAUUAUUCACCACUUUAUGUGUACUUCUGUGUUGACUGUGCAUCAAAGUAUCAUCACUAGUUUUUGCAGACUAUUUAAUAUAGUGAGGAAAACAAGACUUUCAAUACAUAUAUAUAUAUUUUUUAUGUUGGUCUGUGUUUCAAAGGCAUCAAAAUUAGCUACAUUUAACUUUAUUUCAGACUUAUAAGCAUUUACUUAGAUGACAAUGUAUUUAUUAAAUAGAUGUGGGUGGGUUAAUUGAGGGUUGGAGUAUAUCAAAUAAGUAUGCUGCUAUGUUAGUGUACAUUUAUUAAAAGUUCGGUGCUGUGCGUGGAAGUUAUUUCAAAUUUGAUCAUGCCACCUUCCAUUGGCUGCCUUGCCAUAAGAUAAGCUUGUAGAGAAAUAUCUUGCCUCUCAGGAAGCUCGCAGUAACCACGUAUUUGUUUCCAUGAUGUAAACACUUCUGCUUUUUUCUCCAGCAUGUGCUCUCAGUCUUGCAAAACUGUCUUAUCAGUUACAGGGGGUGUUUUUUAUUAUUACCUCAUUGUAUGUGUAACAGUUUCAACAGGUCAGUUCCCCCUUAAUGCAGUCAUACAUAAGGAUGGGCUGAGCAGUGUUAAUCAUCUUUACUCUGAUAUAAAAAAAAAUAACAAGGGAACUUGUCUUUUUCAGUAGAUGCAGAGACAGAUAACACACAGUCUAAUUAUAUUAUAUCUUAGACAAAGCCUGCAAGAGAACAUGCUGUUGCUCAGGGUUUCGAUUUAGCAGCAAAGGAGCUGAAUCAAAAGGGAGAACUGGGAGGGACACAUUUUAAGGAACUUACCAACUUUGCACACUCUGAGCAGUCAGUGUGUCUAUCUUUUAACAUCAGAUUUUUUUCUCAUUUUAGAUGAUUUGCUGAUAUUAAUCAUUCAGAGUUUGUGUAAUUCUGAGCUGCAGCUUUCAAGUCUGGAGGUGGAACUUUUCUGCAUUGUGGAUAUUUAUGCUAAUUGUUUUUGGGUCAAUAGAAAGUCAGCUGAACAACAAGUAGAUCAAUAUGUAAUUUAUAGCGUUUUUCGUGCCUUAGGCAGGUAAGUUAGUCAGACUUAAACAGACAAUAAUGCACAAGAAAAUUUAAUCUUUUAUGUAUUGACAUUGACCCUUGGAAAUGCUGUUUUCGACAAUUAUUACUGUGAGACCACAUCAUACAGUACUCGUUGAAUUAUUCUAGUAACAAAUCUAUAUACCCCCCAGACUCUUGGCUUUUCUGCCUCCUCCAUAAUUGGUGCUUGUAACUUGCAGCUUUUAGCUCGUAACUUGUAACUUCAGUGUCACAUUCACAGACAGGGACUUUCUGCAUCCUUCUCUCAGACUUGGUGAAACAUCCUGUUGAAAAUACCAUAUGUGCAAAUUGCAUCUGUGUGCACAAAACCUUUUCACACAAUCACACAAUAUAUCCACAGCUGCUAAACUAAAUUACUUGUGAACAUCUUUUCACAAGCUCGAAAUAUGAAUGACGCUUAUUUGCUUUCAUAGUUGUGCUCAACUGCAGAGGACGUAGCAAUAUACAGCACGGGCAGAAACAAAUAGUUCAACACUUGAAGGCAUUAGCAAGUGGAAUGAAGUCUUGCAUUAAGUUACCGCUUGUUGAAGCCCUAAUUUUUCUAGGUUGAAUUCUUGACUCUUAGAGACAGAAGAAUGUACAAACAAAGCAAAUAAUAGUAAAAAUUUUGGAGAAAUAACGUUUCAUAUCGAGUGCUCCUCAAUGGUUUUCUGUAGGCUGCCAUGGAAGUUAGCAUUGCACUGGUUCCAAAACCCACUAACCAAAAACCCACUCAAGAAACCCACUGACUUUGAGACGAGGGAACCAUGAGUGGUAAAAUGCUAACUCAUUUCCGGGUUUUAAGACUCAUUACUGGUGGACUCAGUUGUCAAAGCUGUAAUCAGAUGCUGUUGCAUGUGCCAACAGCCUUUUGAUAUGGGUGUAGACUAAGUUAGAAAGUGUACAGCCAAACCUUUGACCCUCAGGCAGAGCACCCUCCUUUUCUCACCUCAGUAUCACGAUCUAAAAAUGGUUUGUAACUUCAGCUUUAACCGAAAUAACUUCUUUACAAAGUAGCCAUUAUCAAUUUGUUUUUCCGAUGGUAAUUUUAGUGAGAUUUAAUUUUUUAUAGAUCAUAUGAAUCCAUGUGCUUUUAAUUCUUUAUUUGCUUUGGAUUUAAUUGAUUCGCGUGGUUUGAUAGCUUGAGGUUAAAGGUUGAUAACCAUGGACUACCAUUCAGCUGUUUCACAGAGCCAUAAAAUCGGUGUUUAUGGUUCAUAAGAGUUGUAGUGUCCUUAAACAACCACCUGAGAGCUUUUUAUUUAGUUGAACCCACAUAGUCGAACUUCUGACCGACAUAAUCUACUGAGCAAAUAAUUGACAACCCGAAUGAAGUGCGAUAAAACUGCUCCAAAAAUCCAGAAUCCUUUUGCCAUCUUGUCAGCCAGCCCUACUUUGUUCAGUAUGAUGAUUAAAUGGGAACCAAAACUGUCUAGUAUUUUGCAGCUUUUAGCCUUUUUAAUAUGUGAACAACACUGAGGUUAGAGUGCUGCACCUUAUCUCCUGAUAGGUUUGAUAGAAUCAUAACUACAGAUUUUUUUUUUCCUCAUAAAAACCACAUGAUUUUAUCAGUGUUGUUACACAUUCAUGUGAUGUUAUCACGUCAGGUUGAAUUUAGUUAGCUAUAAAACCAAGACUGGUGACGAUUCUUCAACCCUGAGCACGCCAGUUUUACAUUAAAGAUAUCCAUCAGGAGAUUUAGCAUUUGCUUUUUAAAGAAUUUGUCAGCUAUAUGACAAAAAAGUCAAUAGUUUGAUUCGAAAUUGUUGAAGCAUUGAAGUGUAAUUUGGUAUUUAUGCAGUUCUGUGGGACAGUGUGAAUGUUCAGAAAUGCAGUGUUAUAAAAAAAAGUAUAAAAAAAGAUAUAAAGAUUUCUGUGAGGAGAUCAUCCUGCAGUCUGGCCUUUAUUUAUUUAUUUAUUUUUUUAUUUCAAUAUACAAUUAUGGUACAAGAAGCUUCUCAGGUUGUAAUUUCAUGAAACUCAAAUAUUAAUUAAGUCAUUUUGUGGGCAGGUAAAGCUCUAUACCACUGCUGCACUUUCUCAUUGGUGGCAUGAACUUAUCAAGAAGCUUUUCUCUGUGGAAAUGUUUAAGAUGAUUGUGGUGCGGUGAAAGCAGAUACACUCACUGUGGGUAUAUCACAGUGCUAAUGAACAGAAAAUGCAAACC
This is a messenger RNA of Epinephelus fuscoguttatus (brown-marbled grouper), 6570 nucleotides long. Its product is annotated as hemicentin-1-like. The transcript has 13 exons. Lineage: Eukaryota; Metazoa; Chordata; Actinopteri; Perciformes; Serranidae. The record is from RefSeq and is a predicted model, not a curated record. Bases 145 to 3213 code for a protein of 1022 amino acids.